This is a messenger RNA of Esox lucius (northern pike), 3758 nucleotides long. RefSeq names its product sodium channel, voltage-gated, type I, beta a (gene scn1ba). Gene Ontology annotation, molecular function: sodium channel regulator activity. Lineage: Eukaryota; Metazoa; Chordata; Actinopteri; Esociformes; Esocidae. Bases 1757 to 2521 code for a protein of 254 amino acids. Gene Ontology annotation, biological process: regulation of heart rate by cardiac conduction; cardiac muscle cell action potential involved in contraction; sodium ion transport. The record is from RefSeq and is a predicted model, not a curated record. Gene Ontology annotation, cellular component: voltage-gated sodium channel complex. The transcript is spliced from 5 exons.
GCAGCGGCAUUCGUUUUCCCACGUCGUCAACCUUACGGUCAUAUUUUUCAAGCGGAAAUUGAAUAGCUCGUUGGUGUGCAGUGCAAACGAAGUUGCCUGGAUGUUUGCGUUUUAUUGAUACAGUUCUAUAUCACACUCAACCCCGGAGGCUGACCUACAAGCGCCGAAUUGCCUUGGAGUCAAUGGUCGACCGAGAAUCCUCUGGACGCAGGAAACGGAAAAGGUUAUAGAAUAAUCUAAAGAGGAUAGAAACAUUAGGGAGAGGAAAUGUAGCCAUACUGCCCCUAAAAAUACUGCCUAAAAAUGUAUGCAUUCGCUUUUAACAGGUAUUUUGAUAUAAUUUUCAAAGUAUUUAAUUGUGUAUUUUUAUUAUAUUAAUCUAUAUAUGUGAACCUAGUUAAGUAGAAAAUAUACCAGCACUGCUAUAUAAAGAGCUGAAAAGUCGUCUAUUUCACCGAUAGGCCAUAGUUCACUGUAAUUUAUUACAAUGUUUUUUUAGUCACAUUGGUUGUGUAAAGAAUGACCUUUUAUUCUGGCCUCUAGGAUACCAUGCACAUGUUUUUGGCAAAUAGCAUCAGUCCGACCAUAUGGCUUAACCUUCAAAAGCAUCUGGGCUCGGCUAAUGUACUAAUGUAUUACCAGCAGGACAUUUAAUCAAAAUGAAUAGUUAACCGUCUAAAUACUAUGCAGUUUAAUAUUUAAUAAUAUAACUUAUUGCUCUCACCAACCCUUACUUCCAUUUGCCCAAAGAGGGUGUGUUGUUUAGAUAAUUCAAUAUUCAUGUAGGGUAUUAUAUAAGCAACGAUUUCGAUUAGUUAAGUCAGCGACAAGAAUUAGAAAGUGAUAAUGUUGGCCCGUUUUACACUAUUGCAUAAGAAAGGUUGAUACAAGAGAAUCCAUUAUUUUCAUUCAUAUUGUUAACCUAGGAUAAUUCUGCUUGUUAAGGUCAGAAUAAAUAGCACAAGUAUUCUAAGGAUUUCUAGCGUGACAUCCAUAUUCAUAUAUAUUUGUCUAAGAUGGAAUGCAUCACAUCACUAAACCUUAUCUAUUACAUUGCAUGACUUUCUGAGCCAAAACAAUUUAAGUGUCCCAAGAAAAGAGAACCACAGAGAACCAUUGAUCAUAGAACCGGCUAGAUUGUAAACACCCAAAGUCACAUGACUAAGUAACAAGUUCCACUUAUUCUCCUCAUAAACAGUUAUAAAUAGUUUAACCAACAACGGGGUUACUGAAACCUGAGGCGUAGGUCAUAAUACCUCCACUGGUAACUGAAUACGCUGCAUGAAGACUGUGGAUGGACAGGCUCCAGCACCCCCCCCCCCCCCCCCCCACACACACACACACAGAGACACUCGCACGGACAACGUGGACGCCCCCUUAAUGUCUAGCAUCGGCUGAAGAGGAGGGACAGAAAGAGAGUACUGUCUCUCAGACAGCCUCCAGCCCUGUCCUGCCUCAGAGCUCCUCUUCCAAACUGGUUGGGACGCUACUUGCUCCUGAGUUCUUUUCAUCUCAUCCUCACCUGAUUGGGAGAGUGAACACCUCCCGAAGAGCUUCCUGAAGAGCUUCCUGCUGUGGGAGCUUGUUCACUUGGAGUAGCUGCUAGGAGCCAGAGACCUUAAGUUCUGCUUAGUGUUUUCUUGUCUGUGGUGUUGUGAGUAGAAUGUGUAUGUUUAUAUGAGUGUUUGAGGUGUGUGCGUGUGCGUGUACGUGAGUGUGUGUUGGCAUCAGUGAGAGCCAUCUUCCCUUCGCCAGGAUGUUACUGAUCCCGUGGAUGCUCUGGGCUAUGCAAGCGUCUCUGUGCCACGGAGCGUGUGUUGAGGUGGACUCUGACACAGACGCUGUGGUCAAUGAAGGUUUUAAGCUGGGCUGUAUCUCCUGUAAGAUGAGGGGCGAGGUGCCUGCCACAGCCACCGUCAGCUGGUACUUCAUGGCCCGGGGAGAGAGCGAGUUCUUCCGCAUCUACAGCUACGAGGAGGAGGUGGGCGUCAUCGAAGACGAGCGCUUCUACGACCGUCUGGACUGGAAUGGCAGCAAAAAGACCACAGACCUGCAGGACGGCUCCAUCUACAUCCUGAACGUGACAUGGAACGACACUGGCACCUACCGCUGCUUCUUCAACCGCAUCCUCACGUUCCCCUCUUACGAGUUCACCACCAACGCCACCAAGAUCGUCCACCUCAACGUGGUGCCGCGACUGACCAGGGGAAUGGCAUCCAUCUUGUCUGAGGCAAUGAUGUAUGUGUCAAUCAUUGGGCUGCAGUUAUGGCUUCUUGUUGAGAUGAUCUACUGCUAUAGGAAGAUAUCAGCUCAAGGCGAGGAAGCACUUAGAGAGAGCGCGUCCAACAAUGGCUCCAAACAAAACCAACAAAUUGCUUUUGAAGCCUCACAUUCACCUGUUCAGCAAUUCUCCACUUCACCCCUUCUACCAGACUACUAUUAUGAUACCUUACCAUCUCAACCUAACCCUUCCAGGAGGUUAAGCAGACAAGAGCUGAAGAACAUUCCAUCAAAGACAUGAAGGACCUUGGAAGAACAUGACAGGGCUAGAUGUCUUUUUCCUUUCCAAACAGUGUCUGAAUGAGAAGUGACACAGCAAAUUAAAAGGAAUGAUCUGUGGUUAUAUGCAAAAUCUAGCAUAGAUUUCUACAUAAUAUCGAAAUACAAUGAUGUAUGUGUACUUAAUUAUGCAAUCCAAAUCUUAUAUAAUCUUAUAUAAAAUAUUUUUGCAUUGUAAUUAAUUAGUUUGUACAUAAUAUUGUACAUUAUAUCUCUCUGUUUAGUGAUCCCUCCUAAUUACUAACGUCUCAUAGUCUUUUUCAUGAUUUUAAAGAUGAUUAGUAAAUUAAGGCAUUCAAAUAGGUAACACCACCUAGAUUAAAUAUUUAGUUAUUUUGUUUACUGGCAUGAAACCUACAACACAUUCUUGUUACCAUGUAUCUCUGCACUGCCAUUGACUGGACCAGCAGGAGGCUCAGUGUCUAAACAGAAAAAGGACAACACCUGUUUUAAAGUGGUUAUUAGACAUUUGGCUUUACUACUUUCUGCUCAUCGAGUCUCACAGACAUCACAUUUUUAACUGGAACUGCUGGUUGUAAUUUAAACAUGUACAGUACGAUUGUAAGGGUUUCUUAUAUAAAUGUAAGGCAAUCUACAUGGUCCAUAUUCACAAACCUAUAAAUAUCCACCAUGUAUCCUUGUAGUUGCACUCUGUAAAACAUGAUGACCAUCAUAUCUGUUGAAGAUGAAGCAGGGCCUCCUUGUUAUGGAAACUCCAUAUUUCAAUAUUUAUUGCAAUAUUUCCACAUGUCAAUAAUGCUUCAUUUGAUAUAUUUUAUAUACGCUAUUUACAAAAAUCAAGGGCUUGGGAUUUUAACUAUUAAUUUAUUGCCAUGGGCAACUGUAGCACAAUUUGUCCAGUGUGCCUAGCAGGAAACUUCUGACUUGAAAGGGGUUAGAGUAGAUGCUACUAGUGGUAUAGACAUGUGAGUUAUGUAAGGGCAAAAUCUAUACUUUAUGCAGUUUUGGCUUAAUGUAGUGAGCUGCUUCUGAAAUACUUACAUGCCUUGAAUCGUUGGCAGUUCAUUCUGAAUUGUACCUCUAGGGGGCAGUAUGAUACUGCCUUAUGUGGGAUUCCAUUUUGGAUCUAUGAAGUGAUGUACUUUUUUGUAUAAUAUGGCUGGUAUCUGGAUCACGCCAGCUGUCUGAAUUUUCUGCAUUUGAAUAAGGACUAUUGAAAAGUAAAAAGAUAGGUUGGA